GUUGUCGACAGGUUCAUGGUUUAGCUAGCGGUUGCCCUUGUAUUUGGAAGUUGAACUAGUAAAGUAGGCCACUCUGGCUUAUAACCUCACAUUAACCCUAAUUUAGUUAUAUUACAGCUAACAUUAAUACAACCUCUCUAACUAGCCAGUAAUAACAAGCUAAUUACAAUUAAACAUAUAAAUUAACAAGGUAGCUAGGCUUCUUUCUUGGCGGCUAAGGUUAUUGAAAAAAUUCGUCAGAGAUAAUAGAAGGCGGCGGCGCUGCGGCGGAAUGAGGAUGGUGUCGUCACCGGGAACGAAAGUAUUGGAGAUCAACUUGAUUUCAGCACAAGAUCUUCAGCGACCAAAGGCUUCAGUGAGGAGACUCAAAACGUACGUGGUGAUAUGGAUGGAUCCCUCCUACAAGCUCCGAACACAGGUUGACCAGAUCGGCGGCAAUAACCCUACCUGGAACGACAGGUUUCUCUUCCGAGUCACGCCGGAGUACCUCGCCAGCGUAACCUCUGGCUUCUCCGUAGCCAUCUUUGCCGUCGGGACUUUCCGCGACCACCUCGUCGGCACGGUGAGGAUCCUGGUGAGCAACAUCCUCUCCACUGUAGAGCCAGCAAUGAAGCCUUGCUUCAGCGCCGUCCAGGUGCGCCGCCAGUCAGGGAGAUUCCAGGGGGUCUUGAACGUCGGCGCCAGGGUGGUCGACGAGUUCUACUUCCCGGCAUGGCACAAGGUACCGGCGAUAGGGCUCCACGAUCUGAUGCUGAAGGUGGAGAAGCAGCGCCGCCGCAACAAGCUGGGACUCUCGAGCGGUGAGAAUUCUUUGUCGGAGUCAUCUAAGACGACGUCGUCUUUGCCAUCAUCACCGGACGAUGACCGGUGAAAGUGUUAAAGGAGGAAAACAAAUGAUAUUUGACGCUCCAGAUUACUCUACGCACUUCCUAGGCAAAGCUCGUAAAUGGUGGACACAUUAGCGUUUACGUACUCAGUCCUUGCUCUUUUUUUAUUUUUUAUUUUUAUUUUAUUUUUAUUUGUGGCUUAUUUGUAUCCGAAAAAAUAAACUAAAGCUGGAUGGAGAGUGGAGACCACAAUCUAAUUGUAAUUAAAUGAGGGCAUUUAUUAUGUCAGAUAGGUGAUUAAUAUUAUUUAGGCAAAGGAAAUGAUAAUAACACAUUUUCACAUGAAUAUAAAAUUAUAAAUUAUUAAAUAGUUCAAUUAAAUAUAUGAAACUAUUUAAUAAUUUAUGUUUUUUUAUGUGAAAAUGUAAGUCAUCAAAUUUUCCACCUAAAUCAUACAGCUAGCUAGCUGCUAUAGGCUGUAUGAAUCCUUACUCUAUCUAUCUCUGUACGUACACCAUUGUUUCAUGUGAAGUUCUUAUGAAU
Arachis stenosperma is the source of this 1370-nucleotide messenger RNA. RefSeq lists its product as uncharacterized. Lineage: Eukaryota; Viridiplantae; Streptophyta; Magnoliopsida; Fabales; Fabaceae. The coding region runs from base 272 to 871 and encodes 199 amino acids. Gene Ontology annotation, biological process: defense response. The record is from RefSeq and is a predicted model, not a curated record. The transcript has a single exon.